AUGUAUCGUGCAGUUUCUACCGGCCGCCUAACGGGGAUCUUCUGUGACAUAGGGGACUCUAAGAGAUAUGUCGAAGGUUAUCCUAAUGCCAGUCACAGAAUCUUUGAGUGCAAAGAAGAGGCAUUCAGAUGGAUGGAGUACAUGAAAAGAUGCGAAAUCGACAAGGAGAAUGCAAGAUUGAGAGAACGCUUUGGGGAGGAUUGUACGGAGCAAGAAGAAUGGGAGAAGAAUGUCAUUGAGCCGUAUAAAGCCGACGGAGAUGCCGAAAGUCCAAGGAAUAUCGAGGGUCUAAACUGGCAGGAUUCCGUCGAAUUACCUCCAGAACAACUAUCUGAGGACCAAAAAUACAUACUUGGUCUCGUAUUGGACGGCCAUAAUGUUUUCUUUACGGGCCCAGCUGGAUCAGGAAAAUCUCUACUCCUGAAACAUAUAAAAUAUCAUCUACGGAAAAAUAAAAAACGGGAAAGGCGAUAA
Molecule: messenger RNA, 474 nt
Organism: Morchella importuna
Lineage: Eukaryota; Fungi; Ascomycota; Pezizomycetes; Pezizales; Morchellaceae
Exons: 3
Coding region: 1-474 (157 amino acids)
Source: RefSeq, a predicted model, not a curated record